Brassica oleracea var. oleracea is the source of this 891-nucleotide messenger RNA. RefSeq lists its product as uncharacterized. The record is from RefSeq and is a predicted model, not a curated record. Lineage: Eukaryota; Viridiplantae; Streptophyta; Magnoliopsida; Brassicales; Brassicaceae. The transcript is spliced from 5 exons. The coding region runs from base 1 to 891 and encodes 296 amino acids.
AUGUCAAAUGCACGCUGUUCCCAUUCUCUCUUGAAGGGAAAGCUUCUCGCUGGCUCCAAUCUCUUCCGACCGGUUCUCGUACCUCAUGGGACCAGGAUCUCCAAUUUCAAGCAGAAGUCCGAUGAACCUUUCCAUGAAGCUUGGGAGAGGUACAAAGAGUACCAGAGAGAAUGCCCGCACCAUGGGUUUGAUGAUGACUAUAUAUUGGAGGUGUUCUAUGAUGGAGUGAGCUACGAGUUUCGAAACACCCUUGAUUCUUCGAGUAAUGGAGACUUCAUGACUCAAACCACACCUGAUGAUCUCACUGCAAAGGUGGACCAACUGCUUAAGGGAAACCAAAGCCAAGUGUUCAUAAUGGAAGAAGCAGCUCCUGAGAAGAGUGCCGGUGACCUGGCGUUUGAUGCUGAAAUAUCAGGAGACGAUCAGCAAGAGGCAAGCUACGUGAAUGGGCAAGGAUGGCAGCUCAAAAACUACCACCCAAACCCUAACGUGAGGAACAACACACAGGUUUUUUGGCCUAAGCAAGACAAACCAGCUGAUCCUGCUCAGAGUAACCAAGGUCAGUAUGCCGGCGAUUUGAGCACCAAAUACGACAAGAAGAGGUUCACUGCGGCUGAGAAGGGGAAGCAGAAAGAGUCGGAACAACCACCAGCCGAUGCCCCGGCAGCUGAGAAGGAUAGGGAACCAACAGUUGGAACCAAUUCGCCAGGACCAGAACAACCAGCUGAGGCUGUCCGCCCGAUUCCAGAGCCUGUUCCUGCUCGCGAAUACACUCCUAAAGUCCCUUACCUGGUUCCAGGAAAGGCUACUCGUAAGGACCGAGAGGAGAUGAAGUGCAGAAAGAUGCUGGAGGACCUAACCGUCCGACUCCCUUUGAUGGAUGCGAUCUAG